This is a messenger RNA of Peromyscus eremicus (cactus mouse), 1333 nucleotides long. RefSeq names its product transmembrane protein 231 (gene Tmem231). Bases 31 to 978 code for a protein of 315 amino acids. The transcript is spliced from 7 exons. Lineage: Eukaryota; Metazoa; Chordata; Mammalia; Rodentia; Cricetidae. Gene Ontology annotation, biological process: cilium assembly; regulation of protein localization. The record is from RefSeq and is a predicted model, not a curated record. Gene Ontology annotation, cellular component: ciliary membrane; ciliary transition zone.
GUGGAGACUCGGCGCUACGGCCCUGCGCUCAUGGCGCUGUACCAGCUCUUCUCCCACCCGGCCGAGCGCGGCUAUCGUGCGGGGCUCUGCUCCAAGGCCGCGCUCUUCCUACUGCUGGCCACGGCGCUCACCUACAUCCCGCCUCUGCUGGUGGCCUUCCGGAGCCACGGGUUUUGGCUGAAGCGGAGCAGCUACGAGGAGCAGCCGAGCGUGCGCUUCCAGCACCAGGUGCUGCUCGUGGCCCUGCUGGGGCCCGAGCCCGGAGCCUUCCUCGCCUGGAGCACCUUCCCCACCUUCAACAGGCUGCAGGGGGUUCACCUGCGCGUCCCCCUCGUGUCGACCAGAGAAGAAGACCGGAACCAGGAUGGGAAAAUGGAUAUGCUCCAUUUUAAACUUGAACUUCCCCUACAAGCCACAGAGAAUGUUCUCGGUGUGCAGCUCAUUCUGACCUUCUCCUACCAACUUCAUAGGAUGUCAACGUUUGUGAUGCAGAGCAUGGCGUUUCUUCAGUCCUCCUUUGCUGUUCCCGGGUCACAGUUAUAUGUGAAUGGUGACCUGAGGCUGCAGCAGAAGCAGCCGCUGAGCUACCGCGGCCUGGAUAUCAGAUACAAUGUAUCUGUGAUCAAUGGGACUAGUCCUUUUGCUCAUGACUACGAUCUCACACACAUUGUUGCUGCCUAUCAGGAAAGGAAUGUUACUACCGUCCUGAGUGACCCCAACCCAAUCUGGCUGGUUGGCAGGGCCGCCGAAGCUCCUUUUGUGAUCAAUGCUGUCAUCCGAUAUCCUGUGGAAGUCAUUUCUUACCAGCCAGGCUUCUGGGAGAUGAUAAAGUUUGCCUGGGUUCAGUAUGUCAGCAUCCUACUCAUCUUCGUCUGGGUGUUUGAAAGAAUCAAAAUCUUCGUGUUUCAGAACCAAGUAGUGACCUCCAUUCCUGUAGCCGUGCCCCAGGGAGAGCUGGGUAAAGAGCACUUAUCCUGAGAAGACCACAUCAGGAGACUCUGAGGGACCAUGGCUACCUCAUCCCCAGCUUCUGAGAACUGCGACUUUACAACGUUUCUGUAAAGAUCCUGCUGGACACUUUGAGGCUCGUGUUUCCCCCUCAGAGACAAAGAAUGGUUCUUUCAACUGCACAAACCCUGUGCCUUCAAAGCACCAAGGAAAUCACAAGGACGAGUUUGUGGAAAGGUCCCAGGGUUACUAGAGGCUAUGGUUUUUGUUUUGUUUUGUUUUUGCUUUUGCUUUGGCCUUGAAUUUCAGGAGAAAAUUGCAGUCAGCUCAUACAUCUUUGAAAGAGUCCCACCUCUGGUCAAUGAAAGACUUUACCCCUUUUGAA